GCUCUUCUGCUGGCUGAGGUACAAGGUGGACUUUCUCGUUCUCAGCUUCAUCUUCUCGUGGGAGCGGUUCUGGAGACCACGGAAAAAGAGGCUGCCGCCGUCUCGCUCCAUCCUGCAUCUGCUUCGAGGUCUGCUGGGGACAGCCAGCCGCCACCGUCCCCAGCCCUGGGUAGCUGAAGCAGCGCGCUCUUCCGCCCACUAAGUUUGGCCUUUGCGAGCGGCCGUCUCUGGCAGGCGCGGAGGUAGCCGGGAAAGGCUAACUUGGUUACGCCCACGCCCGCGGCUGGUCCCUGCUGCGCGUCCCCGUGGCGCAGUGCUGCAUGUUCAGGCCACGCUUCUGCGCUUCGCUGCGGGCUCGUCCCUGCUUUCCAGUCUACGUUUCUUUCUCGAGGAUUGUUGCCCUCCUUUGGCUUCGUGGUCUCUGCGGCUGGCGGUCCGGAAACUGCUGAAAGAAGCCGAUCUCGUCUCUGCGGGGGCAGGCGGGAGGCGGCGCGGAGCCAGAGCAGAAUUGUCAGAGAUCUCCGAAUGAUCUGAAGAGAUAUCCUGGAAACCACCCUUGCACUGUGCGGUGUUUGUUGAAAAAAUGUUUGGAAGAUUGACUUUUCCACAACUGCUUUUUGCUAGCAUCCUUGGAAUUGCUGGAGGAAUAUAUAUUUAUCAACCAAUAUUUGAACAGUAUUCCAGAGAUCAGAAGGAAUUAAAAGAAAAGUUGAAAUUGGUACAAGAAUCAGAAGAGAAGAAAAGUUAAUAGUACAUGGAGUCGAACUGUAAUUGCUUAAAGUUCCAUUGAAAUUAUACAUUGACUAUAAAUAAUCUAGUAAAAAGUUAUCAAAUAUACAUUAAUUGUAAAUAAAUCAUAGAUUAUGAUUUUAAAUUAGUUUUAAAACUAGCACUGUCAAUUUUAAUGUUUCCUGUAUUUUUAUUUGCCAUUUUAUGUCUUUUCACCAGGACAGAUUAGUACUUUCCUUUUAAGCAAAAAUUAAUGUCUUAAGGAAUAUUUUAUUUCUUAGUUGAAGCUUCUUUUUUCUGGGAAUGUGGCCUAUACAUUGGCAGUCUAGACUGUAUAAACUAGCUGGGAAUGUU
Molecule: messenger RNA, 1083 nt
Organism: Mesoplodon densirostris (Blainville's beaked whale)
Lineage: Eukaryota; Metazoa; Chordata; Mammalia; Artiodactyla; Ziphiidae
Gene: PIGBOS1
Product: PIGB opposite strand 1
Exons: 2
Coding region: 584-748 (54 amino acids)
Source: RefSeq, a predicted model, not a curated record